Molecule: messenger RNA, 1473 nt
Organism: Daphnia magna
Lineage: Eukaryota; Metazoa; Arthropoda; Branchiopoda; Diplostraca; Daphniidae
Exons: 4
Coding region: 96-1406 (436 amino acids)
Source: RefSeq, a predicted model, not a curated record
AUCCCGUCCCCUUCAAUUCACCUGCAUCCCGUCAUCGGUUCUCAGUGAGAUAUGGCGUGACAUUCGAUAGGGUCACUAUUACCUCUUGAUCCCAAAUGGCUAUCGUAGCUCUCAGUGAGGAACAAGCAGAUCUGUUGUUGAAUAUUAGAGAAGAUCCUGCCGAAAUCGAACUUAACAGUGCAGCUCAGAAUUACAAUAAUGAUAAUAGUAAUAAGCCUGCUGCAGGAAAAAGUGGGAAAUUCAAAUCGCGAGCCAUCUUGUGCACUCAACAGUUUGCCCGGUUAUUUCCAAGUCCCCAUCGAUGUUUCCUUCACGUAACCAGUUUUUGUCACAUGUUUUUGACCUUAGCACUUCUCAUUGUCAUUCCCAAAUAUGCACAAAUCACCAAUGGGGUUGGUGGUGACAAUUUCAGUGCUCUGUUUUUUGUCUUGGCCAUCACUGCCACUGCCCUUGUUAUACUUAUGGGAUUAAGGAAGUUUUGGGAUAAUUCAUUCAGCAUCUACAGUAAACUAGAGAUCAGGAACAUUUUGAAGGAUUCUAUUGUUUUCACAGUCAGUCUUCUUGGCAUUUCCUACUGUUGUGAGGUGGACCGAGUGCCUUGUCAUCUUCAAGAUGGUCUGCUUUUCUUGUGCAUUCCUUUUUCAAUACUGUACAUGUCCAUAACCAAAAAUAAAGAAAAAAUGAACAAAAGUGCAAAACUGGUUGGAAUGCUGGCAGGAUUCAUGUCUCUUGUAUUCUUGGCCACAGUUCCAAUGUUGGCUUACAGAUUUUCUUGUAGAGGUCAUGAAAUUAGUACCAACCAGGAAGAAAAUGCUGAGCCUGUCAAAAGACCUGUUUGGAUACUAGCAUAUGUUAUGUUUAUUGGGUUUCUUGCCUGCAGUUUAUGUGAUUUUUGGUCUUGUAUUCAAGAUCAUGAAGAUUCUUCCAGAAAAAGUUUUGAGUGGACAGUUUGGUUUCAUUUCUUUGCCUUUAUUGCAAUUAUUUGCCUUUUCUGGACUAACAUUCUCCCAUCAUUUGGAAUGGCUGAUGGGAUUGAUGAUUUAUCUGCCAAACUGUCCAGCAUUUGGAGCUGCUAUUUUUCUAGCCAUUGCCAUACAGCCUCUAAGUUGGGAUUCCUUGUACCUGUUUUCUGGUUAUUGUUCCUUUAUAUGUCCAAUUUACUAGUCUAUCGUUUUCAAUCCAAUCCUGUGUAUGUUAUGUGUAAUGCCUGUCUUGCCAUACCUUUGCUAUCUGUGUUCUACAGUUUGUUUCUGUUUGAUCAGAUGUCUGGGAUUCAAGUUAAGGUCAGUCUUAGUCUAGGCAGCCUGAUCACCAUGGUUACUUUUCCAAUUGCAUAUGCAAUUUUGAGUUGUUACCAUAGCACAUCAGUUGUAUUUAAUCUCCUAGAUACUUUUGAUAUCUAUUGAGUAUUACCACUCUUGUUUUCCUGUUAUGAUAUCAGUGCAAUAAGAUACAAUGGACAUAUUACCAUAA